Stereum hirsutum FP-91666 SS1 is the source of this 1436-nucleotide messenger RNA. RefSeq lists its product as uncharacterized. The transcript is spliced from 2 exons. The coding region runs from base 548 to 1081 and encodes 177 amino acids. The record is from RefSeq and is a predicted model, not a curated record. NCBI's taxonomy places the organism in Eukaryota, Fungi, Basidiomycota, Agaricomycetes, Russulales, Stereaceae.
ACAGUACUACGCUAUCUUCUGCUUCUACUCUGGUCAGCAUUUUUCGAGACUAGUUCGAAACAUACUAUGUCAACUUGCAUUCAUGUUGUCCAAUCCGGUUACACCCGACGGGGGCGUUGGAAGCACCUUGGCCAAGGACAGCCAUCAACAUGCAUCGUGGCCCCGCCCACGUUAACUGACGUAUCGCGUCAGGGCGCGUCGCUUGUGUUGGUCGUCCCGACUGAUAGCCGACGGGUUCUGUGUACCGGGUCAAGUUCGUCGAAAAUGCUCACCCCAGCCCGGUUCGUGCGCCAUCAAGGCCGUCUGUCUCGAGCGUUCCUCAAGGAAAAGGAACAUUCAAAGCGAGCAACAAACGUGGGGGUGUGGACUGACGUAACCAUUGUCCUGCAGGUCGGGCCUUGCCGUGAACACGAGUUUCAUUUCCCGCGGCACUCUUGUACCUUCGCAGCGACGACUGCGAGAUCCACCCCACAAUCAACCCUCCACUCCCAAUCCACCAGGUGCUAUCUUCCCCUUACCCACCCCUAUCCUUUCCCCGGGAUACGAGAUGCCGCUCAACAUUGAAUGGAACGGUGAAGACGGCCGUAAGCGCCACCGUCCGAAAGCCUCCACCAUCCAUGGUUGGCUUUGCAUGUGGCGCGGUACAUUCAUGGGUAACGAGAAAGUUCGCCAACAGGGUCGGAGGGAGAUGAAGGAAGCGGCAGCUCUGAGAACAUAUAGACGCCAGCAUGGGUCGAGUGGGAAGCGUAGUGGCGGAGGUGGCCUGUUCGGGCUAGGGAGGAGUUCUUCCACCAGACCACGUGCUAGCCCCAAGAGGCAUACUAGCAAACAUACACCUACUCGCAGCCAUCCACAGCGGCAACUAUCCGGCCAAAGCGCACAUCGGCCGUCGCAGAGUCGUCGUCCGAGUCAAAGUCAUCGUCAUGGUGAUUCACGCCACACAAGCCCGAGGCCUGCUGAGCAGGGCAAGGGCGCUGGGGUGAGUCGGCGGGGUACGAGCGGGAGCCAGGCGCAGAAGGCUCGGGCGCAGGUCAGUGCUAAUAGACAGGGGGCAGUGAGGCGGCCGUCGGGGAGACGUUAAUGAGCUAUUGUACGUCCGUGGAGUUUGGACUUCGCUUCUGCCUAUUAUCGAUCCGUGAUCGCCCUUCUCUCUCCUUUGUAUCAACUCCUUCAUACUUUAUUGGGCUCAUUUGUUCUCUUUGGGUGUAUAUUGGCUUCUGCUUAUUUACCUCGGGGCAUGUGUCUCUUGUGUCUGUCUCUAUUGACUAUUACUAUUAGACCAUAUGCGAGUUUGGGCUUGCGAUUUGUAUCAUUCAUGACCAUGCUACGACCUCCUUUUACUAUCUGUAUCACUCUUUGACACCGCUCGUUAUAGUUGUACAUGUACGUUGGAAUCCAUACCAGUGACUCCUUGUUGAUCGUAUCGUUAAACCCGC